AUGUCUACAUCAUUUCUACAAAAAAUAGAAAUAGAUUGUGAGAAAGAAAAAUCUGCUUGUGACUACUUUCUCUGGACAAUGAAGUGCCCAGAAAGAUAUGAGUUGACUUUAACGGACACUGUAACGGUUUACAAAGGAUGGGUUACUAAUGAAAUCAUAAGUUCCAUAGCAAAAGAUAUGAAAAUGUCAGAAGAAGAUAUUAAGGUAUAUGCUGACAGUGCAUUUACUUUUAACAAGUAUGGUGAUUACCAGUUUGUUUAUUCAUUAAAUGUGAAACCUGCUCCUAUGCUCACAUGGAAAAAGUUUUUACAACAAGAUAAAAUCAAAGUCACUUUGGGGUCUAUACCCCUAAUACUAAUAGAAAACAAACUAGCGGUUUCUUCCUUGUUGACAUUUGUAGCAGAAGAAAUGAUGAGCAAUCACAAAAUAAUAAACAGUCUACAGGAAGCAGAACUUCGUUUGAGAAAAGAGAGAAAAGAAGCACUUGUACAACUAGAAAAAGCAGUCGCAUGUAAGUGUCAGAUAGAAGAGGAAUUGUUUGCAAAGUUUGUUGUUCUCUUAAAUGGAAAGAAAGAAAAAUUACAAGAACUUUUACAAACUUGCAGUAUAGGAAAUUCUAUUCAAGAUGAUAGGUCAGCAUCAAUGCAACAAAUGACUGCUGGUAACUGUGAUGAAAUUGAAAGUGAUUAUAAUGAUACUGAUGAAAAAAAUCAUGUAACUAGAUCAAACAAACAAAAGUUUGUGGGAAAAAAUUGUGCAGCUGAUGGUGACUUUUUGGAUGUUGCUAUACCUACAUCAUCAUCAUUUCGACACAGACCAAAGCAACAUGGAAGGUUUGUUACAAGUGAUGAACCAAGUGUAUCUGUUCCAAAGAUUCCAAAAAGAGCAAGUCCUGAGUCUUUAAAUUCUGCUGCUCAACAGUCGUCAGAGGAAGUUGAUACCAUCGAUUUUAUGGACAAUUUAUGA
Messenger RNA from Limulus polyphemus (Atlantic horseshoe crab), 966 nucleotides. RefSeq lists its product as uncharacterized. Gene Ontology annotation, cellular component: DNA-dependent protein kinase-DNA ligase 4 complex; DNA ligase IV complex; nucleus. NCBI's taxonomy places the organism in Eukaryota, Metazoa, Arthropoda, Merostomata, Xiphosura, Limulidae. Gene Ontology annotation, biological process: response to X-ray; positive regulation of ligase activity; DNA recombination. The transcript has a single exon. The record is from RefSeq and is a predicted model, not a curated record. Bases 1 to 966 code for a protein of 321 amino acids. Gene Ontology annotation, molecular function: DNA binding.